Molecule: messenger RNA, 2789 nt
Organism: Silurus meridionalis
Lineage: Eukaryota; Metazoa; Chordata; Actinopteri; Siluriformes; Siluridae
Gene: lman2la
Product: lectin, mannose-binding 2-like a
Exons: 9
Coding region: 76-1095 (339 amino acids)
Biological process (GO): endoplasmic reticulum to Golgi vesicle-mediated transport; Golgi organization; endoplasmic reticulum organization
Cellular component (GO): endoplasmic reticulum-Golgi intermediate compartment; endoplasmic reticulum membrane; COPII-coated ER to Golgi transport vesicle
Molecular function (GO): D-mannose binding
Source: RefSeq, a predicted model, not a curated record
GAAAUACGAUGGCCACCGCCUUCCGACCUCGUUGAAAACACACAUAGGGGAGAUUGAAUUUGUGCAAAAUAAAACAUGGCUGCAAUUACGCGGACCCUUUGCGUGAUAUUCAUUGCUUCUUUAAAACCGUGCUUGUCUGAUGAUGGCCAUGAAAUGGAGGAGUUUCUCAAGAGAGAAUAUUCGUUGUCGAAGCCGUAUCAAGGAAUUGGCUCUUCCGGUUCUUCCCACUGGGAGCUGAUGGGUGAUGCCAUGGUGACCACAGACCAGGUGCGCCUCACUCCUGAUCUGCAAAGCAAGCAGGGGGCAGUGUGGAGCCGCAUGCCGUGUCACUUAAAAGACUGGGAGCUCCAGGUGCACUUUAAGAUCCAUGGUCAGGGGAAGAAGAACCUGAAUGGAGACGGUAUGGCAAUUUGGUACACAAAAGAGCGUGUGCAGAAAGGCCCAGUGUUUGGGAAUGAAGACCUCUUCACAGGGUUAGGUGUGUUCAUAGAUACAUACCCUAACGAGGAAAAACAUAUAGAGGCUCAGAAGAAAAGGUACACCCCUCGCACACAGAGGAUCUUCCCGUACGUAUUGGCGAUGGUGGGGAACGGCACGAUCAGCUACGAUCACGAGCGUGACGGCAGACCCACGGAGCUGGGCGGCUGCAACGCCAUGGUGCGCAACCUCAAACACGACACCUUCAUCUUCAUCAGAUACGUACGGCGCAGACUCACGGUCAUGAUCGAUAUCGACGGUCAGCAUGAAUGGAGGGACUGCCUGGAUAUCCCUGGUGUUCGGCUACCUCAGGGCUACUACUUUGGCGCCUCAGCCAUCACCGGAGACCUUUCCGACAACCACGAUCUAAUCUCUUUGAAGCUGUACCAGCUGACAGUACUUCGAAGUAAACUCGAGGAAGAUGACGAAGAAGAGGUCACCGUUCCAAGUGUGGACAAUAUGGAGUUACUUAGGAGCUACCAGGAAGAAGAGGGAAUGAGUAGCAUUGCUAUCUUCUUCACCGUCCUCUUCUCCUUGCUGGGCAUCUUCCUUCUUAUUGUUGUAGUCCUUGUGGUCUACAGCCACUGGAACGAGAGCCGCCGCAAACGCUUCUACUGAGCUCUCGACAGGCUGAAACGUGACGAGAACGUGUGGAUCAGGCUUCGACAGGUUCACAAGCUCCGGAUCGACCCCGAUGUCGGUGCUCACUGAGCAACCAGGUUUGAAAAAAAAAAGAAGGAUGAAAGACUUGACCUCGAGAUUCAAGGGUUUUAAAACACUAAGAAUCAAAGCAUUGUGGGUAAAUGGGAUUCGACCCCAAAACCAUUAGGGCCUUUAUAAGAAAGGUAUUGAAAAAAGGUUUCUUUUGUUUUUAAAUGUAUAUAGAAAACAGCUUAUUAUUCCCAAUAUUUAUGAAACAAUAUACUGAGCAUUUAUAUCUGGUUUUCAAUACUGCAUUACAUGGAAAAGUGAUACUGACAAUACAAUUUGCUAUCCAAUAUGAAAUAUUAAAAAAAGAAUAAAUAAAAGAAAGAAACAUGCAUAUGUUGACCACUAGGGGGUGCAAUAACAGGCAAAAAACUUUAUUCGAAUUUGAACGUGUUUUUAAGGAAAAGUUUUAUCAGUGGGGUUCGUGUACGUUGCGUUCAUUUGUUUACUUAAUUCGCAGUGCAUGGGGCAGGGGGAGGCAGGGUGAGGCAGUGCAUGGGCAGGGUGAGGCAGUGCAUGGGGCAGGGUGAGGCAGUGCAUGGGGCAGGGUGAGGCAGUGCAUGGGGCAGGGUGAGGCAGUGAAUGGGGCAGGGUGAGGUAGUGCAUGGGGCAGGGUGAGGCAGUGCAUGGGGCAGGGUGAGGCAGUGCAUGGGGCAGGGGAAGGUAGUGCAUGGGGCAGUGGGAGGCAGCGCAUGGGGCAGGGGGAGGCAGGGUGAGGCAGUGCAUGGGUCAGGGUUAUUCAAUGAGUGUGUAGAUAUUGUGCAUGGUAUAAAACUGUGAACAUAUAUCUCCCAAUUCCUGUCACUCUUUUGUCGCUUCUGAAAAGAACGUAAUGAUCCAUAGGAACUUCUUGGAAAAAAGCUGGAAUGAAGCCCCUGAUGUGCGGAUAGUUGAUCAGUUAGUUGACAUCCAAUUUGCUCACGAGUUCAACAAACCUAAAUAACUCGAAUCCAAAAAAUAAUAUGGCAGGAACUUUAAAUUUUCAAACAAAAAAGAACAAAAUAUAAAACAUAAAAAAACGUACACGGACCCCAGUGGGAGACUUCAGGAGAUGUUUGUUUGACAAUGAUUUCUUCAAUUGUUUGCUUAAUUUUUAUAGAAAUUCUAAAUACAGGCUGUAACACUACCGUUUCUCAAUUAUGGUACUGACAACAAAGUUUGAAAAUUUUGUUUCGACGACAUGGAAAAUUUGCAUCGUGAUUCGAAUUCACACCGUAGACUAAAACAUGUCGCUGUAAAGUCGCACCCUGGGACGAAAGUAAUAAAGGAAAAAGUGAAAGGACUGACAGGAGGAGAAAGGAAGUGUCGCAUGAACGUGCAGGUUUCAACAGUUUGAUUGGACGGUUCCGAUUCCUAAAACCCUGCCAUUUUAUAACAAACAAAUGUAUUUUUUUCUUUUGUGAUUAUAAGUGCGGGGUGCUGACGUUACAGUGGCAGCGUUUCGCAUGUACUUUAUCUCCUGUGUGUAUGUUGAAUGUUGAGUUUGUGAACUCUGCAUUGCACUGACUCUAUGAAAACCUCAGACACUGAAUGAAACCUACAUUUAUCAUAUAUAUCAAACUGUAUUUUAUGAAAUAAAAACAAAUGAUUUUUUUUUUUUUUCA